This is a messenger RNA of Aspergillus saccharolyticus JOP 1030-1, 2922 nucleotides long. Its product is annotated as putative C6 transcription factor. Gene Ontology annotation, biological process: DNA-templated transcription; regulation of DNA-templated transcription. NCBI's taxonomy places the organism in Eukaryota, Fungi, Ascomycota, Eurotiomycetes, Eurotiales, Aspergillaceae. Gene Ontology annotation, cellular component: nucleus. The coding region runs from base 1 to 2922 and encodes 973 amino acids. Gene Ontology annotation, molecular function: DNA-binding transcription factor activity, RNA polymerase II-specific; zinc ion binding; DNA binding. The record is from RefSeq and is a predicted model, not a curated record. The transcript is spliced from 2 exons.
AUGCGGUCGAGUAUUGCCUGUGCUCGCUGUAGGCGGAGCAAGAUAAAAUGUGUGAACGCUGGCAUUGACACAACUUGUCGCGCAUGUGAAUCUUCCGGUCGAGAAUGUGUAUAUCCCGCCCCCGCAAUCGGUAUGGGCGGUGGUGCCGCCAAACGGGACCUCGCCGCCCUGGCGGAGGGUGAGGAGCGCAACGGUGACUGGGAUAGCCCGAAGCGACAGCGUUCGCGCAAGACGGUUGGUCUCUCUUCGUCCGCUGCUAAAGAUGCGUCCAAGAGUGGUGCGGAUGUGCUAGAUGCAUCGAUCCUAACCAACAAAGUCUGGGAUGCCGUCUUUGACCUCUUCCAAUCCCAUUUCGCGACUAUGCUGCCCUUCGUACAUCCCGCAUCCUUCAUCGGUCAAGCGCGACAACUUUCCUCGAAUUCCUCAAACCUUUCACCUUCAAACAAUGUCGAUGCGACGCGGGAUGCUGCCCAAAGUCCUCCAGCGCCAAAGCCAGACCUCAACCCGCUCAUCCCCCUCGGUGUACUCGCUCUCACCGCACGCUUUCAUCCACAGCUUGUCGCAUACCACUCCCCAUCCUCUCCUGGAAACCCGUCCAACCCUUUAGUUGCGUCUGAAUAUUAUGCGACAGCGUUGCGCAGCCGGCUGGCCGGUGUCGACGGUGCUAGUCUGGCUGUGCCCGACCUGACGCGCGUCCAAGCUUUGCUGAUGCUGGCAUUACACGAGUGGGGAAUGUGUCGUGGGAAGAGUGCUUGGCUAUACGUGGGAAUGGCUAUUCGACUUUCUCAGGCGAUGGGUUUGCCAUUUGAGCUAGAGAAUGACAUGCCUUUCCGCGAGGGGCCUCGGUCCCCCAUCCUCAAAACCGAAGCCGACCUAUUUGGACUUCCCCGACGCCCUGUCGAACAACGAGAACAAACGUCCGACGAUAUCAUCGCCCAGGAGACUAAGCGCCGUACCUUUUGGGCGUGUUUCAUUCUUGACCGCUGCUUGAGCAGUGGCAAGUACCGCCCACGCAUGAUCCGCGUUAAGGAGCUCGCCAUUCAGCUUCCCAGUGAUAACGCUUUUGCUUUUGGAGAACGGGUCCGGACGUCACGCCUCAGCGAGCCCGCCGUACGCCGCCCUACGAGCUUCGGCGCUCAAGGAGUUCAGAUCCCGAGCAUUCGACAAAGUUUGGGAGGCUUAGGCGACGAUAGAAUGCCGAGUGCUGGUCCUGGCGAUGCAAAGGCAUGGUCUCCCAUCUCCCGUCGCAAAGACUCCAGCGAGGACGAGAUCGAUCGAUGGGAGGUGGGUGCAGAGGAGUCCGUGCACAGUCGAAUCAUUCGAAUCAUUCGAAUCUGGGGCAGUAUCGCUAAAUGGUCAUGUGCUGGCGGAAGACGAACCGAACAAUGGCCUCCGUGGCACCCGGAAUCACGCUUUGCAAAGCUACGAGCAAUGCUGAGCGAAUUCCAGGAUGGGUUGUCCCGCAACCUGCAAUACUCCCCUCGUAACACUGAUACCCACAUCAUGUACAAGAACAACACCCUCGCGCCUUAUACUGUGAUGCAUGUGGUUCACUUUCUGUGUGUGAUUGUUCUUCAUCGUGCUUACAUCCCUUUCCUUCCCGUACGGUGCACCGAACCAGUCGGCCCGUUGGACGAACCCCUUUUCCCGAUAGAAAAGGCUGGUGUUGCCGAUGGAUUCUGGAGUGAAAGUGCUCGAGUACUGUUUAAUGCAGCCCGACAAAUGAUGGAUUUGGUGGUAACUUGCCAGGACCGCGGGGUUCUGGUGGAAAAUCCUCUCGUCGGAUUUGCGGUGUACAACGCCGUUUUUAUCGGCAUUUACGCUGCUCAUUUCCCACACAUGGACCCUGAUGGGGUCUUGGCUUCUAAGAAUAUCGGUGAUCGCAAUUUGCAGGGACAAGCCCAAGCUCGGAAAGCACUUGACGUUUUGCGCGAGAUGCGGCCUCGCCUCAAAAUGGCGCGUGACUGGUUUCGCACUCUGAACCGGCUGCACACGUACUUCUCCAAGGUCAAGCGUGACUUCCGACGACAAUCGCGCAAAUUCGAUCCGGCUGACCAGGCUGACACCCAUGUCAAUGGAAUUCGGCCGGUCCGUGAGGGCGGCUUGGGCGGCGGUCUCGAGGAAUUCAAGCUUCUUGAGAAGUUGUUCCUUGAUUUUGGCAUCAUCGAAGACCAACUUCCAGAGGCUGGCGCCGAUGAUGACGGUCUUGGCGCUGCAAGUGAAAGGGCUACAAUUCUUAGCGACGCAGGCAGUAAUGCUGUUCGCAGUGAGACUGGAGACACUGGAGAGCCACCCCUGGAUGGCGCGGGAGGUAGACGGGAGUCUUGGGUUCCCAUCAACAGCCCUGGUAUGCCGCUGCCAGGACCCGACGGCGAACGUCGACCCAGUCUUCCAAUGCCCCCGAAUCGCGCCUUGCAAUCUCAGUCACCUUACUCCCUGCCGUCUCUGCAGCACCAUCCGGAUGGCCCAUUGUACAAUUCGUCGUCUCCCAACCUUCCUUCGUUGGGACCGCCUGGACCAUAUGGGGUUCCUCAGUCGACCUCGACUCCGUCGUCAGCGCAGUACAAUGGUCCAGGGCAAGCUUCUAAUCGGUUGCAGCCGCUAAACUCUUGGCUUAGCCGCACGCAGCCACCCCCUCCUUAUUCCCAGUCACUCCCUCCGAUCAACGCGGCGGCAUCAUCACACGGGUUGCCAUUGUUACCUCCCCCCGGCUCCGUCGGCCAUCCUGGUGCAUCCCCGCCAGUAACUGUCGAUGGGUUGGAAGUCGUUAACACCAACAGCCUGUGGUCGACGAGCUUGGGCGGGGAUGAUGUCCUCGCUUUCCUGGAGGGGUGCGAGUACGACCAACUCCCGGCCACAGUCUCUCCGGAGAGUACUUCGACCGGGUGGCUUACCACCGUGUGGACCGAGUUCACCCGCUGA